GUACGUUUCUCUGACAUUCUAUCCGUUUCCGCCACCCUGAAGUGUCGCGUUGCCAACCCGGCAACACGUCCCCAUGUCAAGUGUGCAGGUGUGUCCCACUGUUCUCGGCGCGCGGUAUCUGGGACGAAGCUUGCUGACAGACACUCUCUCAUCUGCUGUUAUGUAUCCAUGAUCCGGGGCUCUUGCUGCCAGAAACUUCAAGCAUUGAAAGUGGAACCAAGAGAGACUCCAGACUCGAGAUCUCAUGUCGGACGUUGGGGGCGCAAUAGUCGUGCG
This is a messenger RNA of Mycena citricolor, 276 nucleotides long. NCBI's taxonomy places the organism in Eukaryota, Fungi, Basidiomycota, Agaricomycetes, Agaricales, Mycenaceae. The record is from the annotation of a GenBank genome assembly.